This is a messenger RNA of Zeugodacus cucurbitae (melon fly), 1139 nucleotides long. RefSeq lists its product as uncharacterized. Gene Ontology annotation, molecular function: DNA binding. The record is from RefSeq and is a predicted model, not a curated record. Bases 129 to 752 code for a protein of 207 amino acids. NCBI's taxonomy places the organism in Eukaryota, Metazoa, Arthropoda, Insecta, Diptera, Tephritidae. The transcript is spliced from 3 exons.
CAUACAAACAAACGUAUUGUGUUUUUUAAAAAUUAACAGCUGUGCAAAGAUUUUUGUUUAUCCAUUCUUUAGAUUGCAAGGAGUUAAUAUUAUUUAUACAAAACAAAACAGUUUUACAUUUAUGAGUCAUGUCUACGGUGAGUGCCGAUUAUGACGAUCAACAAACCGAUAUAAGUUUAGGAGUGCGCAAGAAAGUUAGCAUUGUCUGGCGUUACUUCGAAAAGUUGGAUCGGUUGCGAGUUCGCUGCAGACUCUGUCGUCAUGAGCAAAACUACCAAGGCACAACAGGAAAUAUUUUGCGGCAUUUGAAAAAUAAACAUAAUAUUGAUGCAACGCUAAAAGGGCAACAAGCAAAUCCUAACUUGGUUAGUAAAUACGUAAAUGAAAUUGAUGAAAAGUCAAAUGUACGGACCGCGGAUGAGGAUUGCAGUGAAAAUGAGUUUCUUAAAAUAGAACCUGCAGAUGUGAGUUCCCCCAGUCGCAGAGUAAGUGAUAUGAGGAGUAAAGGAACACUUAGUCAAGAAGUAUUGGAUCCAUAUACGGACAAUGCGUUGUUUCAUAACUAUGUUGAUGAGCCUCCGAGCAAGAGCAAUGUUUCAAACAUGGAGGGAACAACAAAAUAUUCCGUUGAAGAAGAGCGCAUAAUGGCAGAAAUAGAAUAUUUCCGUGAAAAGGCUGGAUACUAUAGGAUGCAAAAGAAUCUCGUAGCACUACAAGCAAAAAAGAUUAAAUAUGAGCUUAAACAAUUAUAACAAUUUCGGACCUUAACGUUUAGGGAAUUGAUCCACCUUUGACCGCACAAUCGUAUUAUCAUAUCUUAUUUUUUCCCCUUUUUCAAUGAAUUAGUUGUAAGUUUGUUCGUAAAACUAUGUUUUUUGUUUCUGCUUUUGUAUUUGUGCCUGAAUGCAUUAUAUAUUUUUAUAUGAAAUAAAUUAUAUAUUAUCUAUAAAAAGAUAAUAAAGUCGCUUAUACAAACGGAUUUUAUAGUUAUUAAAACUCGGUUUUCGAUAGUUAAUAAUUCGUUAAUAUAAUAUUGUCGGCUAGACGAAUAAGAAUAAGCAUUGUUUAGAAAGGUAUAUUGCGCACUAUUUUUGUAUAGAAUUUUUUUGAAAAUAAAGUAAAAAUAAUUUUUGAUGAAA